Messenger RNA from Pieris macdunnoughi, 1053 nucleotides. The record is from the annotation of a GenBank genome assembly. NCBI's taxonomy places the organism in Eukaryota, Metazoa, Arthropoda, Insecta, Lepidoptera, Pieridae.
AUGGACUUCAAUAAACUCUGCCCGGCAAUGCCUAAAGUUGAGUUACACGCUCAUUUAAAUGGGUCUUUAAGCCGGAGUACAUUGCUUGAACUUAAAAGAUUCAAUGCCGAUACCGGUGUUACCGACACAUCUGAUGCUUUUUUGGAUGAAUUUCAAAUUGGUGCUGGAGACACUCGGAACUUAUCAGAUUGCUUUCAAGUUUUCAACAUAGCUCAUCGGCUCACUAGAACUCCAGGAAGUUUGGCUUUAGCCACAACACUAACUCUAAAAGAAUUUCAAGAUGAUGGUUGCUGUUAUAUUGAAUUGAGAAGUACACCUAAAGAGACACCAUUCAUGACAAGCAGACAAUAUAUCGAAACUGUUUCUGAGACAUUAAGAAGCAAUGCACAUCUCCCAAUCAAAUCUAGACUUAUUGUAUCUAUAAAUAGAAACAGUUCAAUUAAAGAAGCAGAAGCUAUAUCAGAAUUAACUAUCAGUUGUUACAAACAAUAUCCUGAUGUUAUUGUGGGUAUUGAAUUAAGUGGAGACCCCAAUAUAGGUCAAUUCGAAGACUUUGUGCCUUCUUUGACAAAAGCUAGAUGUGCUGGUUUAAAAAUAACUCUACAUUGUGGUGAAGUAUGCAACCCCAAAGAGGUACUGGAAAUGUUAAGAUUUCGCCCAGACCGUAUUGGCCAUGGAGUUUGUAUACACCCAAACUUUGGUGGUACACAAGAAACAUGGGAUGCUCUGUGUAAAUUUCAAAUACCUGUUGAAAUUUGUCUUACUAGCAAUGUCAAUACCAAGUCAACUUUGGAUUACAAUUCACACCAUUUUAAAGAACUAUACAAUGCAAAUAUUCCAGUAAUCAUAUGUACUGAUGAUAAGGGAGUCUUUUCUACAUCUUUGUCUCAAGAAUACAGAAUAUGUGCGGACGUGUUUGGUCUCCAACCACCUCAAUUAGCUAAAUUGGCAUCCAAUGCGGUGGAUUAUGUGUUUGCCGAUGAAGAAAAAAAAUCCAUCAAAGAGAAGAUUUUAAAUUUUAUUAACAAAAAUGGUUUAGAGUGUAUGUCAUAG